Molecule: messenger RNA, 585 nt
Organism: Amaranthus tricolor (Joseph's coat)
Lineage: Eukaryota; Viridiplantae; Streptophyta; Magnoliopsida; Caryophyllales; Amaranthaceae
Product: protein FAR-RED IMPAIRED RESPONSE 1-like
Exons: 2
Coding region: 1-585 (194 amino acids)
Biological process (GO): regulation of DNA-templated transcription
Molecular function (GO): zinc ion binding
Source: RefSeq, a predicted model, not a curated record
AUGCAAGAAGAAACUGGUUUCCUAAAAACAUUAUGUGCUUGUGUUUGUCAUCUUGAAAUUGAACCUGCUGAGUUUGAAGAAAGGUGGAACAAGACAAGGAACAAGUGGAUUCCGGUGUAUUUCAGAGAUGUGUUCCUUGGAGGAAUAAUGCGUACAACAUCAAGAUCCAAAAGCGAAAACAACUUUUCCUGCUCCUUUAUCAAUCCUCAAGUGUCACUUGUUGAGUUUUACUUGAGAUAUGAAGCUGCAAUUGAUGCCCAGAGACACACUCAAGAUCAGAAUUAUAACGAUUCAAAGCACAAAUACCACGAGUGCAAAACACCACUAGGGAUAGAAAAGCAUGCCUCACAUUUAUAUACUAACUCUGUCUUUUAUGAAUUUCAAUAUGAGGUUGAAAUUGCUUGUUUUUCUUGUGGUGUUGAUGAAUUGAAGAAAGAAAAUGGAUUGGAAGUUGCAAAAGUAAGUGAAGGAAAUCGGAUUAGAACAUUUGAUGUUGUGCUUAAUCCAACUAACUAUGACACCACAUGUUCUUGCAAGCUAUUUUAUAGACAAGGAAUUCCAUGUAGACAUAUGAUUUGGGUUUGA